AUGGCGGAAGGACAACAAGACGGAGCAGCACCGGCUGCACCAGCUUCCGAGACCAGAACCGCUAUUGCCGGUGGAGCAUCGUCGAUGGGUGCUGGCGGACAAGACGCCUCUGUUGCGUUCGUCACCCAAACGUACACUAACUACGUCAACGAACUUCAAGGUGUAGCCGAGGGGUUGCGUCAACGCGCUCUUGCUCUUCAGCAAGAAGCACCAGCCCAACUCCAACAACUUCAGUCGCAGAUCCAGCCACAAACGCAAGAGCUUGUUCAGACUCUUCAAGAGACUCAAGCACCAAUUUCGAUUCCAACCAGUCAUGUGAUUGACAUUUUCGGAUGGUCAUCGAUUCUUCUUCUCUCGUCGACUCUUACUGGAAUUGCUGGAGGAUACCUUCUCACACCGAUCCUUGGCAUCUUUUUGGGACGUUUCGGAUCUGCCAUCCUUGCCUCGGUCGGUCUUCCAAUUGGAGCCUAUUUUAUGCUCAAAGAAAAAGAUGGAUCAACUGCGGAGUCGCGCUUCCAACUCCUCGCUCUCUCCGCCCUCCAAGGAUUGUUGAUGGGACACGCGGUCGCUCACACCUAUGUCGCUUCGCAGCCCAUCGCGUUUCUUACCCCAUUGAUCAUCGCUUUCGCUUAUCCACUCAUUGCCGGACAAGUUGGAACUGCCCACAUCCCACUUCUCGGUGGAGCUGUUGGAGCUAGUCUCGCGAUUAACCUCACCCUCGGGCUCAUCCUCGGAUACCUCUCUUUCUCGUAUCUUCUCAUGAGCCUUUUGUAUUCAGCGUCCGCCGCAGGAACCCUUCAGAUUGCUUUCAAGAAUUUGAAGGCUCCAUCGCAAAUUCACCUAUACCAGAUUGGAUUGGUCGCCUCGAUGCUCUUCUCCAAGGCCCUCGUCUUUGGAGUUUUCGGAGGAUCAGAACCCAUCAAGCAACAUAAUUAA
This is a messenger RNA of Caenorhabditis bovis, 936 nucleotides long. Lineage: Eukaryota; Metazoa; Nematoda; Chromadorea; Rhabditida; Rhabditidae. The record is from the annotation of a GenBank genome assembly.